GUUGUUGUCCAAGACUUGCCGGACGUCCGGCGGGUCGGCGCUAAUCAGUCACGGUUCAGCUGUUUUGUGAAACAGCAAGCUCUUGCCCAGUGAAAUGCUCUAUCCCAUUGAUACCCAACAAGGGCAGCCACGCCCAAUGUGUGUUGUACUAUACAGGGCAAUCCAGGGCUUUUGCUGGCAAGGAAUUCCUUUUGCCGUAUUUCAACAGAGGCAUACCGGCUACUCUUUCAAAUGGAGCGGAUUUUUGGUAAUGGCUCGACGAGCCAGACGCCAUCAUGGAGACCUGAGCCGCGGGAGCGGGGUACGUUUGGAAUCCUCUCGACAUGCAUCGUCACCCUCGGCCUCUGUGUGUGGACUGCCAUCCACCUCAACCUCCCUGCCCACGGCGACACCAUGAUGAAACAGCAAUGGUGCAAGGUCCGUUUGGAUGUUGCUGGGCUUCCUCGCUCCAGAAAUGUCGCAUACACCGCCUUUCGGCAGUAUACGACAGCGUGGAGGCUGCAACACAAGAUGAAAGCAUACUUCCCAACUGACGACAGAACCCCCGUCUCGCAGCUUAGUAAGAGUGAAGGGGAACUGGAGGAAGGUCAGCCACUAGGCGAUUUGGGGGGGCGGAGAGUCCAACAUGAAGAGAAGCAGAGAAUCGUGGAAGAGAUCAAGGCCACCAGGCAAAAAUGGACAAUUGUGCACAGCUAUUUCGCUACUAUGGGAGGAUUCGCCGUGCAGAUCGCUGAUGAGAAUGGCCACCAGAACUUCUUUCCCUGGCGCGAUACCAAAAAGGAGCCUGAGAGAUAUACUCAGCUCACGCUAACCCCUGAAGGGCUUUGUUACCUGGAGGAGCAGUUCCCUGGGUUUAUACCGAACCUCUCACGGACAUCAAUAAAGGACAAGAGCAAGGGGAGCAUGUUUGCUAAAGCUGUGGUCUGCCUUCAGGCCUCCUGGUUUUGCUUUCAAUGUCUUACCCGAUUCAUCCAAGGUCUCGGAAUCAGCCUCCUGGAGCUCAACACGCUUGCUUUUUACUUACGUCCUCUGGUGGAACAAGCCACUCGACAUCGAGGAACCUGAAGUCAAAGUCAUUAGCGACGAGCCCGAAGACGGGGCUAUGUAUAAAGCCUUGGCCUACAUGUGCCUGAAAAGCGGACUUGACGAACACCUGCCAACUAGCCGCCAUUAUAUAUUUGAUGAGGAUUAUGGGUAUCAAAUUGUUCCCUACAUUCUUUCCGGCUCCCCCCGAUCGCGUGCCCGGAAAACUAUUUUAGAGAAAUAUGGCACUGGGUACCUGCUAACGGUGGAUCGGGAACGGAUUUUUUCUACCAAUGCUUCUGA
Canariomyces notabilis is the source of this 1326-nucleotide messenger RNA. RefSeq lists its product as uncharacterized. The record is from RefSeq and is a predicted model, not a curated record. Bases 232 to 1065 code for a protein of 277 amino acids. NCBI's taxonomy places the organism in Eukaryota, Fungi, Ascomycota, Sordariomycetes, Sordariales, Chaetomiaceae. The transcript has 4 exons.